GGACAAUUCGUUAAUCACCGUCCAGCAUGGACCACGUAUCUAGGUUGGCUCAACGGCCACGCGUGGUGCUCUCUCGCCUCCAACGUCAUACCCUCAGUCGCCCUUAUCACCCGCGAAGUUUCUCAUCCUCGCCGUCGCCCUCGUUCUCUCCUCUCCAUCUCCGACCAGCACCGCUUCUUCUCCGCACUCGCGCCGCAACCACCACCAACCUUCGCACUUCUUUCAACACCCCCUCACUUCGAACUCGAACCCUCACACGCUACGCAUCGACGAUGGCCGAACCACAAUUCUCCGAGGGCACUGACCCCGAACAGGCGCGGCUGGGACUGCAAGCACUGCAGGAACAGCAGGGCUGGGCGCUGGAUGAGGACGGACAGGGCGUGAAGAAGACAUACUAUUUUAAAUCAUACUUUAAGGCAGUGACCUUCCUCAACGUGAUCGCAUCCGAGAGCUCAGUCAAGAAACACCAUCCCACCAUGACUGUGAGGAUUGGAUCGGUCGAUAUCCACUGGACUACCCACCAUCCCCGGGGCCUAAGUGCGAAGGACCUGGAAAUGGCGCAGCAUUGCGACGAGGCAGCGGAGCUGAUGGGGGCAGUGGAACAAGGCCAGGGAAGGAAGUGCGCGCCGGGGAAAGCCUAAGGGAUCGAGAUCCCUCGUUUAUAUGAACGUAUG
Messenger RNA from Aspergillus heteromorphus CBS 117.55, 674 nucleotides. Its product is annotated as 4a-hydroxytetrahydrobiopterin dehydratase. The transcript has 3 exons. The coding region runs from base 273 to 641 and encodes 122 amino acids. The record is from RefSeq and is a predicted model, not a curated record. Gene Ontology annotation, biological process: tetrahydrobiopterin biosynthetic process. Gene Ontology annotation, molecular function: 4-alpha-hydroxytetrahydrobiopterin dehydratase activity. Lineage: Eukaryota; Fungi; Ascomycota; Eurotiomycetes; Eurotiales; Aspergillaceae.